AUGACCACACAAAAGCAUAGCUUGUCUAAGGCUUCUGAUCCGGAACAGCUUACCGAUGGGCCGACGACGGAGCGUGAAGUGAGCCUGCCACCGAAUGUCUCAAUCUAUGCUGGGCCGAACAGCGCAGGGCUUCUCCGCGCCAGCAUCUUCACCCGACUGGUAACAACAGUUCAAGACCCGACAAAAUUAGCCGCGGCGCUAGGAUCAGACUGUGCUACAUUCUGCCACCAAUACCAAAACGUCGUGCUCAUCUUCGACGAGGACCUGGACCGUCACCACGAGCAUUUCCGCCAGGUGUGCUUGCGCCUCAAGGACAACGGUGACCUAGGCUUAGAUUAUGGUCGGUGUAUUUUUGAUGUCGGAAGCUCUCUGCACGCUGGCUUUCAGAUGGAUAAGCUACAGGGUGGCGCUAUUAUGGUUGUUGAUUUACAGGAUCGCGACGAUGAUGACGGGGAAGAUGACAGUGACGCCGAGGACGAUGCCAGUCUCCUUGCGGCCCUAGGGGAGCCAGUUGGUGGUGCCGUCGCUUCUGAAAGCUCACAAGCCUGA
Xylaria bambusicola is the source of this 549-nucleotide messenger RNA. RefSeq lists its product as uncharacterized. NCBI's taxonomy places the organism in Eukaryota, Fungi, Ascomycota, Sordariomycetes, Xylariales, Xylariaceae. Bases 1 to 549 code for a protein of 182 amino acids. The transcript has 2 exons. The record is from RefSeq and is a predicted model, not a curated record.